Cuscuta epithymum is the source of this 2004-nucleotide messenger RNA. Lineage: Eukaryota; Viridiplantae; Streptophyta; Magnoliopsida; Solanales; Convolvulaceae. The record is from the annotation of a GenBank genome assembly.
AAAGUGGCCAAUGUACUUUUGUAAUUUUAGUUUCCUUUGUGAGAGCCGGCCGAUUGUAUACAAGUACAUUUUUAACUGAAAAAUCACUUGCGCUUGUGGAAGCUGAUCAUGAGGGGCCAUCUUCCGGCGAAGUUCAACGCCGAUUCACCGGGCGAAGAUGGCGAUCCCUUCCGCACUAACAACCACUUGCCGGGAGGCGUAAUCGUUGGGGCUGGGCUACGGAAGAAGGCCGCGGGGAUCCGGCAGUGGCUUCUGUUGGACGCCACAGGGCAAGCGCAGGUGGUGGAGGUCGGAAAACAUGCUAUCAUGCGGCGGACUGGUCUCCCGGCCCGGGAUCUCCGUAUUCUGGACCCACUCCUCUCCUACCCUUCCACCGUUCUCGGCCGUGAACGGGCAAUCGUCAUAAAUCUGGAGCAUAUCAAAGCCAUUAUCACCGCCCAAGAGGUCCUUCUCCUCAAUUCCAAAGACCCAUCUGUUUCCCCUUUUGUGGACGAGCUUCAGCACAGAAUAUUGCGUCACCACCAAGCUACCAAGUCUCAGGAAGCUGGAGCAGAGCUUGGUGAUGCAGACUGGGCAAACCUGUAUGCAUUUGAAGACCCACGGUCAAACAGAACAAGCCCUCAAAACUAUUCUGGGCAGUUCCCAGCUAAGGACGAGGAGGGGAGAGCAGAUGGGAAACAGCAAGCUGGUGAGAACCGAGACGGGCUGAAGCUUCUUCCAUUUGAAUUUGUUGCACUUGAGGCGUGUCUUGAAGCUGCUUGCAGUUGCUUGGAUAGUGAGGCGAGAACAUUGGAGCAGGAAGCUCAUCCUGCUUUAGAUAAACUGACUUCAAAAAUUAGUACUCUGAAUUUGGAGCGUGUCCGUCAAAUUAAAAGUCGCUUGGUUGCAAUAACUGGGCGUGUUCAAAAGGUAAGAGAUGAGCUGGAACAUCUAUUGGAUGAUGAUGAAGAUAUGGCUGAAAUGUAUUUAACAGAAAAACUUCUACAACAGCAUGAUGGUUCUUCUGUUUCCUCCAUAAAUGAGCAAGAUAUGGAUGAUGUAGUCAACAAGGAAGACUUCAUUGAUGGGAUUCCUGCAGAAAUAUCAAUGGUAGCAAAUACAGGUUCAACAAGUUAUGGUGUUGAUCCUCUACAUCUUGAUCACCAGCCUGAAAGAUUAAACACACUUGGGCGAGGUAGUCAAGGAACAGGGACAAGUACAACACAUAGUUCUAUUAGCAAGCACCUUGAUGUGGAGGAGCUUGAAAUGCUAUUAGAAGCUUACUUUGUUCAGAUUGAUGGCACAUUGAAUAAACUCUCCACACUGAGGGAGUACGUAGAUGACACAGAAGAUUACAUCAACAUAAUGCUCGAUGACAAGCAGAACCAUCUUCUGCAAAUGGGAGUGAUGUUGACUGCAGCAACCCUUGUCAUAAGUGCCUUUGUGGUUGUGGCAGGCAUUUUCGGUAUGAAUAUAAAUAUCGAUUUGUUUGAUCCCGAAAAGGCCGGGAUGCCGGAGUUCUUGUGGACCAUUGGAGGUGGUUGCACUGGCAGUAUUUUUCUCUAUGUGAUCGCAAUUGCUUGGUGUAAGCACAAACGUUUACUCGAGUAAACGUUCAGAGAAUUGCGCUGUAUGAAACUAUGAAGAUAUCCUUUUGUAAUGUCUCUUAUGAGUUGUAUGUGAUAUUAUUGCCCCUCGAUGCAUUUCAAGAUCUUUAGAUAGAGUUGCCAUGUUUAGUUUUUUAAAUGUAAGUCCAAAUCUUACCCCUAUUCUCUUCAAUGUACCAAAAAGAGAGAUGUCUUGAUGAUGAUCCCAAUUCUUAUCACUCCCUGGGCACCAUUCAACAAGGAUGUUGUUUGUUCAUUGGAGUCAUGAAUAAGGUAAAAAAGGAGUUACCAAAGUGAAUAAAGAAAUGGUACAUGCACUGAUGCACCUUAUGUUUAUCACAAUAUGUGACAUACAAAUAAUAUACUAUCUUUGACUUCAACAUGAGUAUUGUUAGUAGUGGAUGUGCUGAAAUUAAAC